UUCCGUAAAAACGUCAUUGGUUUGACAGUUUGUGUAGGUGUUGUUUCGUGUGGGAAGUGUAAUGGUUUUGUAUGAAAACUGUAAAAUUCUGUGAAAACAUCAAUAUAAACGGGAAUACUUGAUGCGGAUCAUUAUGAACCAGGAACCCUUAGGGGUGGCAUCAGAUGUGGUGCACCCGAACAACCUGACGAGGUGGAGCGAAAUAGCUCCAGCUCAUUAUUUGACUGAUUACAGUGCCAGCGGAGCACCCAAGCACAAUAAUUCACCCUUCCCGUACGACCCCGAAAUCAAUCACAAAAUUAUCUUAUGGUCUGGUGAUAUUUCAGCACUCCAAGUAGAUGCUAUAGUCAAUUCUACAAAUGAAUCGAUGAACGAGAGUAAUCCGGUCAGUGAUAGAAUUUUCCAAAGGGCCGGGUCUGAAUUAAAAGAGGAAAUCAAUCUAGAUAUAAGAGAGUGUAGGACAGGCGAUGUUCGAGUUACACAAGGCCAUGCACUGCCAGCUCGAUAUAUUAUACACACCGUUGGACCCAAGUAUAACAUUAAAUACCAAUCUGCUUCGGAAAAUACACUGCAUAUAUGUUAUAGGAACGUGCUCCAGAAGUCAAAGGAAAUGGGUCUCCACUCCAUCGCCCUCUGUGUUAUAAACUCCGUAAAGAGAAACUACCCGCCCGACGAAGGAGCACACAUAGCACUACGUACUGUGAGGAGAUUCCUUGAACACCACGGAAGUUCUUUCGAUACCGUCAUCUACACCGUUGACAAUACAGAUUUAGGUAUUUACGAAGUGUUGUUACCGCUUUAUUUUCCGCGCUCGAAGUUUGAAGAAGACGCUGCACGUUGGCAGCUGCCUGCAGACGUUGGGGGAUACGACGGAGAACCGAUGCUACCUGAUAGACAAAUUCGGAUUAUUGACAAUCCGCAACAUACUCUUCAUGCAGACGAAGAGUCUAUAGAUUUGUCGUCUCAAUUGGAAACCUCGAUAAAUGUCGGCGAACAUGCAUUCAGUCAAAUGCAGGGCGACCUCGAUCAGCAACGUCUUCUUGGGGAGAGACCGUUCAAUGAUCCGCUCGCCGACAUCAUGGUCAAGGAGAUACAGCACCAGGAACGGUACGAGAGACUCUUGAGACGUGCCAAAACCGAGGACCUCACCGAAGUAUCGGGCAUCGGAUGUCUUUACCAGAGCGGCGUCGACCGGCUCGGCAGGCCUGUGGUCGUUUUUAUCGGAAAAUGGUUCCCUUUCAACAAAAUCAAUUUAGAUAAGGCUUUGUUGUAUUUAAUAACGUUGCUGGAUCCGAUCGUGAAGGGUGACUACGUUAUCGCCUACUUCCAUACGCUUACCUCCAGCAGCAACUAUCCGUCGUUUUCGUGGCUGAGGGAAGUCUACAAUGUGCUGCCUUACAAGUAUAAGAAGAAUCUUAAAGCUUUCUAUGUCGUUCAUCCCACGUUCUGGACGAAGAUGAUGACUUGGUGGUUUACCACGUUCAUGGCACCGGCCAUUAAACAGAAGGUGCAUAGUCUGCCAGGGGUGGAGUAUCUGUAUGCAGUUAUGUCUCCUGAUCAGUUAGAGAUACCGGCGUUUAUAACUGAACACGAUAUGACUAUCAAUGGCCUGAGGUACUUUCAGCCAGGAGCGCCGACAUAAUCUGCCCUAUACAUGUUAGUGUUCAGUGCCGAACUUAGUAUUCAUCCCCCAAGUGAUAAGUUUUGCAAUAUUUGACUAGUGCUAAGUUGUGCUGUGCCAACAGAUAUGUUAGAACAGUCGCUGUUUGCAGCCGCCAUCGUUUCAUUUCCAACUUCGCCUUUAAUGAAUUAUUAACACAGGGACUAACCACUGGAGAAUUAAACGGCAUAAUUAUAAUGCUUUUUAUAAAUCGAUCGUUUAAUGGACGACGACGUUGACCUGUAGUUUAUUUAGCGAGCGUCUUUUUUUCCUUGGACGUGUUUUAUUAACCUGUACUUAGUCUUAAGUUGACAUUCCACAGAAGCGUUUGAGAUUAUCGAGGAGAUUGUUCUGUUGGGUGGAAACCUCUGCCAUUGUAGCAUUCCAGGCAGCUUUGUAUCGCACAAAUUUAAUUUUAACCGUUUAAUACAAGACUGUGGGAUUUAUUAACAAUAAGGUCCAAAGGUGCCAAAAAAGCGGACUGUGUCAGUGGUAGAUGGCCUUUCCAUAUUGUUAAAUUUUAUGUCAUUGUUAAUGUCACUGCAUAUCCUAUAAGCCAGUUUUGUUAUUUAUCGAGUUUAUAAACCUGUUUGUUUUUUAGGAAAGUGGAGUUUAGAUAGAUUAUUAUUAAUACGUAAUUUUCUAUGCUGUUUAUAGUAGUUCUGUACUUUUUAUUAUUAUUAUUGUAGAGCAGCAAAAUUGGUAGAGUGCUCGAAGAGGGUCACCAGUCGGGACCACGAACCACCACGGCGAAUAUAAUAUAAAUGAGGGUAACGCGAAUUGUGAUAGCGCACUCUAUUGAUGAGCCACCAACACUACUAUUGACUGAUGUUUACACAACUGAUAUUUAACAGCAAUUACACAGACCUUCAUUUCCCGUUGUAUGUAUAUCAUUACUACAUCCGCAAGACUGUGAAUGCGGAUUAUUAAAGGUGCGAUUAAAUAUCAGUUCAGAUUAAGUUUGAAGUAGUUCUAGCGCCUAAUUUGCAUUUUAUCUACCCUGAGCGACUGCUUCAGUUCGUUUCGGUCAUUCUUCAAAAUUUACAAACAUCUGUCAAUGUUCAACUAUGCAUUUGUACCUCUAUAAUGUCUAUCAUGCUCUUUAAUCGACUCUACAACAAUUUUCAAUACUUAACCAAGAAUCCUAAUUGUUGCUUCAGAGUAUAAGAAUCACUAUGUUUCUGACGAUCCUGUUAAUCACGUUUACACUAAAUUUUUAACAUUCUUUUAUUGAUCAACAAAUGAACAUCAAGAGAGCAAUAUAAAUAUAUGAGUCUAAAUUUAUUAUAGUGUUGUAGUUGCAUAUUAUAAUGAUGUUAUUAAUUAUAAAUAUUUUACAUGGAAAAUACAAGCUGCGAGUUGUUGAGUAUUAAUUUUAUAAAUGACAACAAUAUGGAAUAAAUAUUGUACACCUCA
Messenger RNA from Zophobas morio, 3076 nucleotides. RefSeq names its product protein GDAP2 homolog (gene Gdap2). NCBI's taxonomy places the organism in Eukaryota, Metazoa, Arthropoda, Insecta, Coleoptera, Tenebrionidae. The record is from RefSeq and is a predicted model, not a curated record. Bases 122 to 1642 code for a protein of 506 amino acids. The transcript has 11 exons.